This is a messenger RNA of Salvelinus sp. IW2-2015, 1689 nucleotides long. RefSeq names its product inositol 1,4,5-triphosphate receptor associated 2-like. Lineage: Eukaryota; Metazoa; Chordata; Actinopteri; Salmoniformes; Salmonidae. The record is from RefSeq and is a predicted model, not a curated record. Gene Ontology annotation, cellular component: endoplasmic reticulum membrane.
UCCCCUUUCCCCUGUCCUGGCUCUCUACCUCACCGUUUCUUUCCUGCCCUCAGUGGUACAGAGAUGACUGAAAAGGAGGUUGAGAAUGCGUUUACCCAGCUUGCACUGGCGUUCCGUUGUGACCAGUACACCCUGACCCAGAGACUGCAGGCUGAGGAACACGACAGAACAGUGGCCCAGGAGAACCUCAUCCUUGAACUGGAGCAAACCAGAAACACACUGCAGUAUCUGAGAGGUAGAUGUGUAGACGCUGAGAUGCUGAGUCGUAUUGAGGCCAGUCUGGACACAGUGCUGGACGGCGUGAGUGACAUCAUCGCUGCUGCUGAGAUGCUGGGGACCGUGCACCAGGAGGCGCGCGUGUGUCAUUCUGUGGAGAUGAUGGGUAUCCACGUGGAGUAUCUGAAGCGGCGUCACGCUGUGGAGAGAUCCGAGCUGCUGGAGACCAGGAAGUUUUUCCACCGCAGCCGGGGCAGGAGACACAGCGAUUCAGAGGAUGGAGACGUUAGGCACCUGUUUGCCAGGCGAGACUCCCAACAGACCCUCCUUCGGCGAAGAGUCAGCGUCACACUAAUCCCAACGGGAUCCCAGCUCAGCGACCUGGAGACCAAGUUCCAGGAGGGUUGCAGGGCCAGUGCUGACACUGACAGCCAGGGGCCAGAAGGGGGCAGUGUGAACCAAGCCAGCAGGCCCUCUGAGAUGUCCCCCCACCACACCCCCCUCCUGUUCAGACAGAGCUCCACACAGAGCUCCCAGAGCCUGGAGGAAGAGAACGAGGUAGCCCCUCACACCAGUUCCCGGCAGAUGACGCUACAUCACAGGCGGAGGUCUGCAAUAGUGGCGCGUGAGGCUAGUUCAGAGGAGGCCGAAGCCAAGGAGUCAAGAGCGGGGUCUGGAGUAGGAGCGGGGUCUGGAGCAGGCACAUCCGAGACCUGUGAGCUCAGUACCUGUAUUGCUGAAUCAGUCUGCACCACAGAACCGCUAGUGGUGCUGUCAGAGCAGCGCCCCCUAGCUACGUGGCUGUCUUACUGGAUGUGGAUGGUGCUGCUCCUCCCUGCUCUCUACUUCUUCCUGCUGCUGGGGUUCCUCCUCUGGGGUCUGAAAGUUCCACACCACAGCUCUAGCUUCUGACAUCUCAGCUCUACACCACAGAGUUCUGGGAUCCACGUUCUGAGAUAUGACUUAAUAUUAUUUAUGCAAUUUAGCUGACGCUUUUAUCCAAAGCAACUUACAGUCAUGCAUGCCGUGCAUAUUUUUACUUCUGUACCACUGAGGUCUAAGAACUGAAUUCUGAGCUAUGCACCACCACCAACUGAGGUAAACUGGGCCUGGCUCUGUGAACGCAAGAGUUCCCAUAGUGUGGUCUGCAGUUGGGCUCUGCUCAACUACCGGAGUCUCUCGCUGUGUAGUGAGUUUAAGAGGGGUGAGAGUAACGGAGUUAAGAAUGUGCAGUAAACUCAUUCCACAGCUAGCUUGAAAUGUCACCAAUGGAUAGCAAACUGGAUCCUUUUCUAUAGCUCAAUUGGUUGGUACAGUACGUUGUUGUCACGCCUACUCCCUCCCUCAGGCGCUCGAUGUUGCCGGUCUACUAACCACUGGUCCUUGCAACCCACAUUGCGUGCACCUGGCAACCAUCAUUACGCACAGCUGCUCCCCAUCAUUAAGCACACCUGGACUUCAUCACCACCCUGA